AUGCACCCGCCGGGCCGCCCAGCAGCCAGCAUGCACCCGCCGGAUCCCACCACCGGCCUCCACCCCGCCGGCUGCUCCUCACCAGCGCGCCAGCAGCUCGAGCCCGACAGCCACUGGAUACCCGCCCACAACGUAUUCGCCGCCCGGGCCGCCCCGCUCCUGCUCCCGGCCCUCGACCGGCUCAUCAUCCGGCACACCGACCCGGCCACAACCGGCCGGCUCCCCGAUCCCUCGGCCCACCCGCCGCUCAGCCCCCACGAACUCAAGACAUGGCUCAAGUUCGCCCAGUCCAAACAGCCACCUCGCAGCUUGAAAGCGUGGAUGAUGGCCGGGGAUGAGUCCCCCGGGAAUGAAAAACUCAUUAGCAAGUCUGAGCAGACGCACUCGAAGAUCUGGCUCCCCUUCCACCUCCUGUCCCCUUCACUCCUCAAGCCAAUCACGAAAGACUCCAACAACAGCAGUGCUAAUCCAGCCUUGGACUUGCUCAAUUUCAUCCCACAAAACACUCCCUCCUCCACCCACCCAUCAUCCCCCUCCCCCAAUCCGACCUUCCUGAUCCUAAGACACCUCGAAGCCCUGCGCGACUUCCUACAACUGAUCAGCCUCAUAGCCGGCCUCUCACACUCCACCGUCUCCAGCACAUCCUCACCAGCACUGCUGACACAGAUCGUGCUCUCCAAACUGCCGCUUUUCCGACGGGUGGUUGGCGGAGACAGCCCUCCAGCCCACAAAAGCUUCCGGAACUAUUGCCAGCUGCUGUUCCGCUGGGUCCCGGGCAUGCUAAGCCUCGACCUCGCCGCAUACGCCGGCCUGUCGCCGGCCACCGGCGUCGCGUGCGGAUGUCUGCUGGCACUGCUCCUCUGCGAGUUCUACCGCGCGACGAGCGCCGCCGGCCGUGGUGCUUCCGCCCCCCUCAAACACGCCGAAGGUCUCGACCAGACCACCCACGACCGCUCUCAUACUCAGCACCACUAUUUGCAGAGAUGGGCGGACAAACUCAAAAGCCUUCGCGCCUCCGCCAUCUAUUCUACUGCACUCACGCUGGUGUUGGUCUCACUCUAUGUUCCAGUGACUCGGACAUGCAUCGAAGCACUAGUAUGGGCCAGCGGCUACUGGCCGAUCCCGAACGUCUACAUCACCAACGACGACCGUCCCGCGACCGACGUGGCCGAGAAGCUGCGGGCGGCCUGGCCGGGCGCCGAGCUGGUCAAUCCGGCCGAGUUCUGCUACCGCACGACGCUCAGGAAGGACACCUUCGACGGCGCCGGGCUCGUCCUGUUCCUCGCGGUCAUCGGGCUGCUCGCGCUCGGCUGCUGGUUCCCACUCAGGCUGCUCAACACCAUCCGCGCUUCUUCUCCACAAGCCCGGCCCACCCGCGCAUACAACUCGAACACCACCACCACCACCAACAAGUUGGGCAACCAUGGGUCUGCGCCUUCCGGACGGUUCGCGUACUUCUGCCAUCCGUAUAAGCAGGCCGACCGGUGGGCCCCAGCCCGAGACCUCAUCAGUCGAUUCGUGCUGAAGCUGGUCGUCGUGGUCCUCGCCACCGUCCCAGUGAAAGACACCUGCAUCUUCAUCAAGCGAGGGGCGUCCAGCCGGGCGUCCAUCGACCUCUUCCGAUGCCUGUUCCUGGCUUCCACGUUUCUCGCGUUUUGGAUCUACCAGGCGGUGUGGAUGCCCUACCGAUACAAAUCGCUCAACUUGAUCCACGACAUGAACACCAAGUUCUGUCUGUUGCUCAGCGUCGUCGGCGCGGGCUCGGCGAUCAUCCAUUUCCAGGAACUGCUGUUUGGAUCAAUACUUCUGAUCUGGACGACGCUUAUGUAUCUGCUCAACAUCCAUUACCUCGCCAUACAUUCCAAGAAGGUACAGCGACUCAUCAGCUCCUUUAACCGAGACCUCCAGAUCGACGAGAGCUUGUUUUCGGCCGAUUUUGAUUUCCGGAAGGAAGUGAUCCGGCGAGUGUGGGACGAGAGUCUUUGUGUACUGAUUUUGGGCAUGCCCGAGUACCGGAUGGCCGAAGGGAAGCGCUUGCGAUGGCGGGAAGAGGUUCCGGGAGCGCCUUGUCUGGUCAAUUUUGACGGAACUCAUGGGGAACGACUGGUUGAGAAUGUGCGACUAUUCGAGGGGCUUGGUGCGGAGAGGUACGGCCGAGCUGCAGGCCAAGCGGGCCACCGGGCAGACCAAAAAGCGCUCGCAAUACAGAGCGUUAUCCGGAGCGAGUUCACCGGGCCCGACUGUUUCUGGAAGCCGCAUAAUGCGGCCGAUCUCGUCGGCGUGACCACCUUCUUCGGCCGCGCCGAUGUCGUCCCGUUCCCGUUCACGGUGGUCUUCAAGUACGACCAACGGCCUGCGGAUCCCGUCUAUAUCUCCACCCCCGCCGACCUGCGCGCAUUUGUUGCCCAGAACCAGAACGCCCAGGUCCAGAUGCGGCGAAAGGCUGUCCAAGCUACCUCGAAGGAUAGACGAUGGCCACGGUGGCUCCAGGGCGCGCGCUCGGACGUCCAGUUCCGUAGCGGAGUGCUGAGGAUCCAUCGGAACUGCCAGAACAAAUGGCAAGGAUACAACUACAACUCCGGGUUCCAGGUCUCGAUCGAGUACAAGGAUGGCCAAUCGACCAAAGCCAAUGGUACCACGAUCUCCCGGAUCCGGCAUACCCGGCUACCGCGCUCCUUAGGGUUGAGGGACGACUUCAAAGUCACGCCGACGUUGGCCAAGCUCUUCCAAGAUAACCACUCGAUCAUCUCGACCACGCUGGACAAAGUGGACCGGGCACUCCGCUCCCAUCGCGCUCAUUUCGCCCGCCAAGCUGCGUGGAAGCAGGACAAGAUGUCCUUCGCGUUCCUCGAGCUCUUUGCAGCUGUCCACGACCAAAGUCUCCUCUCGCCCACUCAGACAUGCAGAUCCAGACUUCUUCCUCAGAUCUGUCGAGGGUCGUUACACGUGAUGGAAGAAAGGAUGGAGAAAAUCAACCAAAGCCCACUCCACCAAUGGUGGUUCGUAGUCUUCGACGACAUAUACCGCAGGAAUUGUGAGAUGUUGACCAAAUUGGGCGCCAGAGCGGAGGAUUUCUCGCCCCAUCACCGUGGAAGCGUCUGUUAUACGCCGAUGGCCAGGGGCGGGCUGGAGCGGUUCCUGAGCGAGCGGAAUCUGCUCGAGCCUGACUGGACGCAGGGCGGGGCGCCGGACAGGGCCGCGAAGGGCUCGCGCCGGGCGGUGUUCCAUCCCGGGUUCCUGAACCGGAUAUACUUCCACCUCGACUUGUUUAUGUUCAAGGAGCGCGACGCAGGCCUUCCCGACGCCAUGGGAAACACUCAGGAGGCCUGGCUGCCACGGAGCACCCUCUACCACGGCGUGUACGAGGACGGGCAGAAGCCUGAUGGUGGACGCGACGUUCUGGCGAGGCUCGGAGAGAGGCUCAAGACGUGGCUGAUGCUGGACGCGCCCUUGCUUGGCGCAGCACAAGCACAGGAAAGCUGUGAUGAUGAUGAUGAUGGCAACGACGACGCAGAUGAGGAUGUGGAGAAGUGCAAGGGGCCCGGGCGGCAGCGUGAGCUGAUCAAGCUGGGGCCGCUGCGGAAUGCCAGGACUCUCGACGGGUCAGCGGGCCAGGGCGUACCGAUGACCAGCGACGCCGUACGGAGAGCUGCCGACGAGGCGCAUGCUUACCAGCCGGCUUCCAGUAGCACUGCGUCGAGCAGUGACGACUGCUCGACUUAUGUCGACUUCUCUGCCCGGGCUCCUGCCUCUUCGUCCGGCUUCACGAGCGGCUGCAGCACUCUCGAUGUCGGUGUCGACCUCACUGGCUACGAUAUCACUGACGAGCCGGACGCCUUUACGGACGGAUCUGCCAGCACUAUCUAUGGCUUUCAUUAG
Puccinia triticina is the source of this 3879-nucleotide messenger RNA. RefSeq lists its product as uncharacterized. The transcript is spliced from 10 exons. Bases 1 to 3879 code for a protein of 1292 amino acids. The record is from RefSeq and is a predicted model, not a curated record. NCBI's taxonomy places the organism in Eukaryota, Fungi, Basidiomycota, Pucciniomycetes, Pucciniales, Pucciniaceae.